CAGUUUAGUGAAUCAGACAUCCCUAUUGUUAUAAAGCCCAAGUAGGGGCAGACCAUUCCUAAUAAAAAUUAACGCUCACAAAUGGGUAGCAUUGCAAGAGAUACCAAACUUCAUGUUGUAUGUGUCCCCUAUCCAGCUCAAGGACAUGUAAACCCAAUGUUUAAGCUAGCAAAACUCCUCCACUUCAAUGGCUUCCACAUAACCUUCGUUAACACAGAAUAUAAUCACAGACGUUUACUCAAAUCAAGGGGCCCUAAUUCACUUGACGGGUUCCAAGAUUUCCACUUUGAGACUAUUUCUGAUGGUCUACCAGCAUCUGAUGCUGAUGCAACACAAGAUAUCCCUUCUCUUUGUGAUUCUACUUCUAAACACUCCUUGAUACCUUUCUGUAAUCUUCUUUCUAGUCUUGGGUCUUCUAGUAGUAAUUUGCCUCCUGUUACUUGUAUCAUUUCUGAUGCUUGCAUGAGCUUCACUCUUGAUGCUGCUCAAGAAUUUGGAAUUCCUCAAGUACUUUUUUGGACUCCUAGCUCUUGUGGUGUUCUGGGCUAUUCACAAUAUUGUCAUCUUAUUGAAAGAGGCUUAACACCCCUCAAAGAUGCAAGCUAUCUAACAAAUGGGUACUUGGAAACAACUAUAGAUUGGAUUCCAGGCAUGAAAAACAUUAGAUUAAAAGAUCUUCCAAGCUUUAUUAGAACAACAGACAAAAAAGACAUUAUGCUCAACUUCCUCGUCAGGGAAAUAGAGAGAACGACAAGAGCUUGUGCUGUCAUUUUGAACACAUUCGACGCAUUUGAGCAAGACGUUCUAGAUAUUCUCUCCACAAUGUUUCCUCCAAUUUACACUAUUGGUCCACUCCAGCUUCUUGUUGAACAAAUUCCAUCAAGUAGCAGCUUGAAAAAUUUAGGCUCAAAUCUCUGGAAAGAACAACCUGAAUGUAUAGAAUGGCUUGAUUCAAAUGAAGAAAACGCUGUCGUUUAUGUCAAUUUUGGAAGCAUAACUGUGAUAACUCCUCAACAAAUGAUAGAAUUUGCAUGGGGGCUUGCAAAUAGCAAGAAACCAUUCUUGUGGAUAAUAAGGCCGGAUCUUGUGGUCGGCGACAAAGCAAUGUUGCCACCAGAAUUUGUAUCGGAAACUAAAGAAAGAGGCAUGUUAGCUAGUUGGUGUCCACAAGAACAAAUCUUGAAGCAUCCUUCAAUUGGAGGAUUUUUAAGUCAUAUGGGGUGGAAUUCAACAUUGGAUAGUAUGUGUGGAUGUGUUCCAAUGGUUUGUUGGCCUUUUUUCGCUGAGCAACAGACAAAUUGUUGGUUUGCUUGUAAUAAAUGGGGUGUUGGAAUGGAAAUAGAUAACAACGUAAAGAGAGAAGAAGUGGAGAAGCUUGUAAGAGAGUUGAUGGACGGAAAGAAAGGCAAGGAAAUGAAAAAGAAAGCAAUAGAGUGGAAAAGUAAGGCAGAGGAGGCUACAGGACCAGGUGGUUCUUCUCGCAGAAACUUUGAUGAAUUUGUUGGGUUUCUUCUAAACAAUCAACUGAGUAGAAAAAAAUUCUAAUGGUAGGAUAGAGUUUAAGACUCACUGGAUGGAUGAUGUUUGUUGGUGCAAUAAGUAUUGUUACUCUUGUAAUCAAUUUCAUUUGAGGAAGAAUUAUUUAAUCCUAAUUAUGAAAUUCAACCAUUUA
This is a messenger RNA of Jatropha curcas, 1672 nucleotides long. Its product is annotated as 7-deoxyloganetin glucosyltransferase. The record is from RefSeq and is a predicted model, not a curated record. Lineage: Eukaryota; Viridiplantae; Streptophyta; Magnoliopsida; Malpighiales; Euphorbiaceae. Gene Ontology annotation, molecular function: quercetin 3-O-glucosyltransferase activity; quercetin 7-O-glucosyltransferase activity.